CCUCUGCUUUGGGUUGUUUGGUGUGGUGCUUCUGCUUCUUUUGUUUCUUUUGCUUCUUUUGCUGGUUUUGCUGCCUCUGCUACUUUUUGAUCUAAGUUUUCAUAUGCUGUGCCAUGCCUCUCUUUCGUGAAGAUAACUAUUUUAUCAUAGUGCUUGGCUCAUUGAAUACUGUCGUUCAAUUUGGGCUUGAAGAUCCUUUUCGACCUCCCAAGUAUUUGAUUCCUUCAAUAAUCUAUCAACAUAAACUAAAGAAAUCCUAUCAUAUUAAUAUAAAAAGUGUUUCUCCCAAGAACCUAGAAAAUGACUAUUCCAAGAUCAGUUUUAUUCAACAUGGCCAAAUUGUUAAUAUCAAUGCCUUUAAUCAAUUUAUUAGAUUGAUUUAUUAUUCGGCUUUGAAAAAAUUUAUCUCGGCAGAUAGAUUAGCUAUUAAUGACUACUCAAUUCCUUUAUUGAUUAUAAAUUCUUCAACAAAGGAUUUUAAUAACAACUAUAAUCUACAAAGAAUUACAAAUUUUGUUUUUAAUAACUUGAAAAAUUGUAAUUUUUUUUGUUUUUUAUCCAACGCUUCAAGUUUAUUAUUCGCUUAUGGAAAUAAUUUAUCUUCGGCUUUAAUUGUUGAUAUAGGUUAUGAAAAACUAAAUAUUGUCCCCAUUAUAGAUUUCCAAAUAAUUAAAUUUUCAAAACUAGAAAUUAAUAUUGGUUCAAACUUAAUUAACUCAAAAUUAGAAAAAUUAUUACCAAAUUUAUCUGCAUCACAAAUUGAAGACUUGAAAAAAUCUUCAGUUUAUGAAAUUUUAUCAAUUGAUGAUCAAGAGAUCUAUGAUAAGAUUCAUAACAGAAAUCUUAAAAGCCUCAAAAACCUUAAUGGUCUUAAUAAAGAUAACGAAGAAGAUGAUGACGAUCAACUUGAUGUUUUAUCUAUUAUCAAUAGUACUAAAAACCCCAAGGAAAUCCUAAAUGAAAGACAAAAGAAGAAAAAAUUGAAAUCAAGUAGUAAUAAAAACAAUAAUAACAAUAGUCAGCCUUUGAAAAAUUCAAACUUGGUGGAAAAUACCUUUAUUGAUUCUAAUGGAGAUUCAUUUAAAAUUGGCCCUGAAAGAUUCAAAGGCUCAAAAGAAUUAAUAUUAAUUGUAGCCAAUUCGAUUUAUAAUGUAAUCAAUAAUUUGCCACACAAACCUUCAAUUAAACAAGAUUUAUGGAACAAUAUUAUUAUAAAUGGCAAAGUUUUUCAAAUUAAGGGGUUUAAAGAUAAUUUAUUCAAUUAUUUAAAUGAAAAAUUCUUAGUUAAACCGACAAGUGAAAAUGAUAAUCAACCACCGUUGAGUUUGAUAACACAUAAUUCCGAUGAUUUAUUAAGUUCUAAGUACAAUUUAUUUCAAACGCCAACGUCGAUUAAAUUUUUGAAAAAUUUAGAUUACUUUUCUGAAUGGAAGACUUUAAAUCAAAACUCUAAUGAUUUAACAUUAUUAGGAGGACAAAUUUUUAUGAAGUUGAUGGUAUCUAAUAACACCAGUUUAAUUAAUAAUUCAAAUGUUUCGAUUCCUCAACCAAUUUUUUAUUCGAAUUUGAAUUUGAAUUUGAAUUUAAACAAUCCUAAUUAUACUAAUUAUGGUUAUGGAUAUAAUUUGAAUGCAAACUCUGGUAUUAAUUUAAAUCAGAUUUCGUUAUCAAAUUCCAAUUCCAAUUCUAAUUUGAAUAUAAAUUCCAAUUUAAAUCAAAAUUUUAAUAAUAUAAUCAAUAUUGACGAUGAAUUGAGUGAUGAAAUAUUCAAUAAUGGGAUUGACAAUGAUUAUUUGAUGAUUACAAGAAAUGAUUUUAAUAAAUUUGGACCAAAUUUAUUCAAUAAAAGUUGAGUUAUUGAUCUUUCGAAUUUUCCGUGAGCGUCCGUGAGUUCUCGUGGUACUUCGGGGAAUUUCGUAUGUUUACGUAAAUCUAAUUGGUUCAUUUGUAUAUUAAGUUAAUAAAUAUUAUAAUAGGUAUAAAUAUCUAAAGUAUCUUUUUCUUUAUUUGAAUAA
Ascoidea rubescens DSM 1968 is the source of this 2015-nucleotide messenger RNA. It is a transcript of the gene ARP9, whose product is annotated as Arp9p. NCBI's taxonomy places the organism in Eukaryota, Fungi, Ascomycota, Saccharomycetes, Ascoideales, Ascoideaceae. The coding region runs from base 114 to 1853 and encodes 579 amino acids. The transcript has a single exon. The record is from RefSeq and is a predicted model, not a curated record.